GGCCGGUAGUGCAAGCAAAGAAACAUAAGUAUGGAAUGCGGCUACAGCUGCAAUCCUUAACAAAAGCUUAGAGUGCACUUUGGGGUCGGCCAUCCAACCGCAGCCCAAUGGACUAUAGCGAAGAUACACAUGGAACUCUUGGUUUUGAUGUCGACCAUGAUGAGUCUGAUGAGGAGGUGCUUCCUAGUUCAUUCCAAGCUGGAGAGGCCGUUUUUAGUGUCCCACUGCAAGUUUUCGUUGUUAAGGGGCUAAGCAAAGCAACUAUAGGAUUUCGGCCUUCGGUCACAUGCGAGGGGCAUCUCGCGGAAGUUUCCAAAACCUCCACAGGCUAUGCCUUAAAGGCCCUCGGCUCUGAUCAACAACUAAGUUUCAAGUAUGAGCCACCGUCUCCCAAAUUCUGCCGCAAGCUGCCGAAAUGCGUCUCUUACAGGCUACAGCUGCUUCACGGCUCCCAGUUCCUUUACUCCCUCCGCGGCCUGCCCAAAACGCUGAGGUGCCAGCGAACGGCGAAUGCGGUGGAGUGGGGGCCCGUGCAUGUGGUGUUCCGCCGCUCUGCCGACCUGGACACCUUCCUAGCCACCAUCCGCUAUGUGCAGGUGGCGGAGGUGGCGGCAGCAGCAGCAGCUACGAGUUGUGCAACCGCUGCUGCUGGAAGUCAGGGUGAGAGUCAGCAGGGUGCUGAUGCUGCUGCUGCUAGUACGACCACUUCCAGCGCCUUAAGUGCUGCGCAUGCGAGCCCUGGUAGCAACAGCGAGCAGCAACAACAGCUGGACGGCAGCCCUGGCGAAGCAGCAGAGGUCGGUGGUGAAGGGAAAGAAGGCGGAACCGCCACCCGGGAGGGGGCGGCGGCAGCGCCGACACAGGAGGGGGAAGCCGAUCCGGCAGAUCCGGCGUCGGCGUCCGGGCUGCUAUGGACGGAAGCGGCGGCUGCCUUGUGGAUGGAGGCGGGAGAGGAGGCGGCGGGCCCCUCAGGCGCUCCAGCCCAGGCCGCUCCGCACUCCUCCUCGCCAACCUCCUCCCCCUCCUCCUCCUUCCCACCGGCUCCCAACUCCAGCGGCAGCAGUCCCCUCCCGGGGUCACCAGACGCACCCACGGCACCACCCACUGCCAACUGCGCAGCAACUCCUCCUCCCACCACCUCUUCCUCCUCUUCGUUGCCCUGCUGCUGCUCUAGUCUUGCGUCCCGCUUCAGCAGCGUCUUCCGCGGCCUGCAAGGGCUGUGCUUCACCACGUCACCUUCUUGCUCGUCCCAAACGCACCCCCGCACGCGGCUACUGCUUGCGGUGUCAGCCGCUGCAGCGGCGGCGGCGGUGUCGGCCGGGUACCUGCUGGCGUUGCGUCGCAACCGUACGGCAACCGCCUGGUAGGCAGGUCAGCAGCAUCAGGUGGUCGGUCAAGGCUUGCGCUUGUGCUCUCGGGCACUUCCGCAGGCGUGAAUUAACAGAUGGGGCAGUGAAUGUGCUUGCGUUGUGAUGGAGGUGAUGUGGGCCAGUAUGGGGUGGAAAUGGGGAAGGUGGGGAGGUGGGACCCGCUGCUGCGACUCGUCAUAUGACCCAUGGGACGGCGCUUGGUCUGCAUGCACACUGAUGUUUCCCUGUUCGUUGCGUUUGCUCGCGACGGCUUUGAUGCUUACUAAUGGCAUGUUAUGACGCUCGUUGAACCGAUAACCGGUGACCUCGCCAGCAUGAUGCAGCAUAGCCGUGAGGUUUCCUGGAAGUAAGGAAGUGAUAAGGAAGGUGUGCAUGCUGCGUCUAGAGCGACUCGUAAGCGAACCGUGAGCUAUCCCCUUCACUGUGAAAAGUGACUUAGGUUGGUGUACUGCCGCGCGCGCCAUGUCCCUGUGACGGUCCUGAGUUAGGGCAUGGGUACUACUGUGCUGCUCACUCGCAGCUUGGGCUUCUCCUAAGCCGUGAUCUAAACCGUGAUCGAAGUCCGGUAGCUUCAUCAGGGGGGGGGGUAAAAAUUUUUCUUACAAACCCCAACCCGAAAUUUCCAAAGAGAAGGCCUCGGAGCCACCCACCCACCGCCAAGCGUGUCG
This is a messenger RNA of Astrephomene gubernaculifera, 2038 nucleotides long. The record is from the annotation of a GenBank genome assembly. Lineage: Eukaryota; Viridiplantae; Chlorophyta; Chlorophyceae; Chlamydomonadales; Astrephomenaceae.